Messenger RNA from Closterium sp. NIES-65, 1701 nucleotides. The record is from the annotation of a GenBank genome assembly. NCBI's taxonomy places the organism in Eukaryota, Viridiplantae, Streptophyta, Zygnematophyceae, Desmidiales, Closteriaceae.
AUGUGCCACGUACGCACCAUUGCUUCUCUUCUCCACCUUCCAAACCUGUCUCUCUCCCCUUCCUACUUCCGCCUCUCCCUCUCCCUCUCACUUCCAUCACCCCCCUCAGUCUCUACCGUCUCUCCACCACCUAUAAGCCUACAUCUCAGCUUUGUUCAAAACCUCACUGCCUCUACCCUUCUGCUCUCCCCCGUCCCAGCUCACCACGCAUUCUCCUCUCCUUUCUCUGCUGUGCAGCCUUCUAAUCAACCUGCUACCUACGGUUCUGUUGCUCCUCCAAGUGGCGAGCAGCGCACUCAUGCUAGUGACGUGGCAUAUGACUCGUUCCAGCCUGCUGACGUGGCGUGUGACGUGUCCCUGUCACGUGUGCUGCACGAGGGCAGCGAGAGGAAUGAGAAGGAGGAUGUAGAGGGAGUAAGGGAGAUGGAAGGAAGAGGAGGUAUAGGGGAGGCAGGCAAGAGAGAGAGUGUGAAAAGAAAGUUUGUAUCAGGAGAGAAAGAGGAGAGGCAGGAGAAGGAGAGGAAGGUCGAAGGGGACGGGAGGGUUGAUAAAGGGAGUAUUGAGCCUCUUCGUCCACCUCCUCCCCUUGCUCCUCAUACCGCUGCCGCGCACCCGCCUCCCUGCCCUCGCCCUCGCCCAGUAAUCGUAUGGGACCUUGAUGAAACCCUAAUUAUCUUCCAAUCGCUGCUCUCCGGAAAGUUCGCCAAGACUCUUUUGGCAGACAGGGAGUCAGCGGGGGCAAGUGGGGCAGGGGGGAACUGUGGCAGAGUGGUGGAGGCGGGGGGAAGCGACAGCAAAAGGGUGGAGCAGCGGGCACGGGAGUUGGGCGAGGCGUGGGAGAGGUUGAUUCUUGACGUGUGUGACGACCACUUUUUCUUCAAAGAGCUUGAGGACGUGGACCUCCCAAACUUGUGCCACGUGGAAGCUGGUAGCAAGCCUGCUGACGUGGCAUCGCCGAACCACGGCGAUGGUUCCAUAGCACGCCCUAAACAACCAGCAGUUUCUGCCUGUUCUGACGUGGAUGCUGAUGCGCAGGGCAUUUCGUCCCUCCUCACACCAGCCCAAGAGGCGCACAGGCAGCAGCUAUACGCACAGACAGACAGAUUCACCCACGGGUGGUUGGCAGCAGGUAGGCGGGUGAGUGCAGGGAGGAGGGCAGGUCGGGCCAUGCUGGCUGAAGCAGGGGUUGCCACCUCAACAGCAGCAGCAGAAGCCGAAGAAAGGAGAGCAGCCGAGACUGGAUCAGCAAAGGCUGCAGCGGCAGAGGGUGGUACGGGGGCAGUCAAUGUGAUCGUUUCUUCUGGGCAGCUCAUUCCAACCCUUGCCAAAUGCCUGUUGUUCAGCCUCGAUCCCUUCAUCUGCCCGACCAACAUCCACAGCUCUCGCAGGGAAGGCAAGCUCGUGUGCUUCAAACGCAUCCGAGACCGCUUCAGCGAUCGUCACAGCAACAGGCACUCCGGCGCGGUUACCAGCACCGUUACCAGCACCUGGGAAGGGAUUGCUGCAGAUGCUGUGUGCUGUAAAACAUCCCAAACGGUGCGAAGCGGUGAGCAUCGGUUCGUGGCGGUGGGGGAUGGGUGUGAGGAGGCAGCAGCGGCACGAAUCAUGGGGUGGCCUUAUGUGAGAGUGGAUGCAGCAUGGGAGGACAUGCGCCUGACAAGCAUGUCUUUGGCACAGAUACUGCAGGCACGCGCGGGAUGA